CCAAACCCUAACGAAACUCGUGUUCCUGAGCUCACCAACUGCUCGGACCAAUCCGUUCCUCGACGCUACUGCUGCAAAAUUAGGGUUUGCGCUUUCAAUCAGAGGGCAACAAGAACAUCUUCGUGUCUCUCCGAUGGCUUGGAUCGUCGUUUUUUGAAAAAUGGGGGUGAAGAAUCUUUGGGAUAUUCUGGAAUCUUGCAAGAAACGGCUUCCUCUUCACCAUCUCCGGAACAAGCGAGUGUGUGUGGAUCUGUCGUGUUGGAUAGUUCAACUCUGCAAUGCGAAUAAAUCUCAUUGUGUGGUUAAAGAAAAGCUCUAUCUGAAGAGUCUGUUCCAUCGCCUUAGAGCUCUAAUCGCUUUGAAUUGCAGCCUCAUCUUCGUUACUGAUGGGUCGAUACCUGCUAUAAAAGUGUCUACUUAUAGGCGCCGACUAAAUGCUGGUAGUGAGCCUCAUCGCGAUGCUGGAAAUCAACAAAAUGUAUCAUCGGUCAAAAGAAAUAUGGGAUCUGAAUUUUCCUGCAUGAUAAAAGAUGCCAAGCUUCUCGGCGGUGCCCUUGGUAUUCCGUGCUUAGAUGGGAUCGAAGAGGCUGAAGCUCAAUGUGCAUUCUUAAACUCAGAAUCAUUGUGUGACGGAUGUUUCACUUUAGAUUCUGAUGUGUUCUUAUUUGGCGCAAGAACAGUUUAUCGGGAUAUAUGUCUGGCGGAUGGCGGAUAUGUUGUAUGUUAUGAAAUGGACGAUAUCGAGGCGAAGCUUGGGUUUGGCAGGAAUUCAUUGAUUACUCUUGCUGUGCUUCUAGGCAGUGAUUAUUCGCAAGGCGUCCGCGGAUUUGGCCCGGAGUCGGCUUGUCAGAUCGUGAAAGCCAUUGGCGACUCAUCUGUUCUUCAACGGUUUGUCUCCGAGGGCUUGUCAAUUACAAAGAAGCAAAAAGGCUCAAAAAGGAGUCAUAAUUCAACACAUGAUAAUAAAGAAAACGACGCUGAUCACCGUAGAAAAGUUAAAGGACGUGAACAUGAUUUGCCAACAGAUAAUCCGUUUUUGCAAGUGAUCGAUGCAUACCUGAGGCCUAAAUGCCAUUCAGCAGACUCAGUCGCCGUGCACAGGGUUCUUGCUCUCUAUCCAUUUGAUCGCUCCGAGCUCCAUCAGAUUUGCGCAAAGUUUUUCGAGUGGCCUCCCGAAAAGACAGAUGAGUACAUUCUUCCAAAGAUCGCUGAAAGAAACUUAAGGCGAUUCGCUAACCUUCGUUCCUCAUCAUCUGCAUUACAGCUUAAUCUUCCCAUUGAAGAGAUGCCGGUCAAAUGCCCUGUUUCUAGCAUCGUCAAGCAACGGAAAAUCCAGGGUCGGGACUACUUCGAGGUUUCUUGGGAAGCCAUGGAUGGCCUCGAAUCAUCCGUGGUUCCAGCCGAUCUUAUAGAAAGUGCUUGUCCCGAAAAGAUUGUCGAAUUCUUUGAAAGAAAGGCUCGGAAACAGAAACCCGCGCGCAAACCACGAGCGAAAACGAAAGAGGUCGAGAUGAAGGAACUCGAUAAAAAGCUUCAAGAACUGCUUCUCGACAUUGAUCAAGCUCGGACGACGGCGACUAAUGCUAUUAGUUUCGGAGUAUUAUCUUCAACGAAGAUCCUGUCGCCUGUCGCCGGAAUCGACCGGGCCCUUCAAAGCCGACACAUUCAUAAUUUCUCCGGUGGCCAGGAUGGCGAAGACGGCAUCUGUAAGGAAGCUUCUUCUUCGGAAACAGAGGUCAUCGAUCUCAUCAGUCCGCCGCCGGAAUGUCGGCGGCAUCGGGCGAGGUCCGUCGACGUGAUCGAUUUGACCGAUUCCGACGUCGGCGCGUCGCCGGAGCACGCCAGAAAAGCGAGGGAGCUGAGGCUGUUCGUAGCCAGUAUUAGAGAUGAAAUCAAUGCACACUCAGGCAGUUGAAGCAGAUCCAUGCCCUACUCAUCACUGCAUCUCUAAAUCAAGUCCACGAAAUUCGACUAAAGUUCCUCCG
This is a messenger RNA of Andrographis paniculata, 1985 nucleotides long. RefSeq names its product single-strand DNA endonuclease 1. The transcript is spliced from 15 exons. NCBI's taxonomy places the organism in Eukaryota, Viridiplantae, Streptophyta, Magnoliopsida, Lamiales, Acanthaceae. The coding region runs from base 161 to 1915 and encodes 584 amino acids. Gene Ontology annotation, molecular function: DNA binding; 5'-flap endonuclease activity. The record is from RefSeq and is a predicted model, not a curated record.